This is a messenger RNA of Vigna angularis (adzuki bean), 1418 nucleotides long. RefSeq names its product GDSL esterase/lipase At1g71250-like. Bases 478 to 1377 code for a protein of 299 amino acids. The record is from RefSeq and is a predicted model, not a curated record. NCBI's taxonomy places the organism in Eukaryota, Viridiplantae, Streptophyta, Magnoliopsida, Fabales, Fabaceae. Gene Ontology annotation, molecular function: hydrolase activity, acting on ester bonds. The transcript has 2 exons.
AAUCAAGAUUCAAAUUAUAUGUAGUAAUUGUAUUAAAUAGAUCAAAUCAAGAUUCAAAUUAUAAAUAGUAAUUCUAUCAAAUAAUAAGGUUGAAGUACAAUUAAAAAUAUGAAAGUCAUUCAAAACAAUCUCUUCUUUUUAAAUUUCGCAUGACUUUUUUUAUUUUUUCUUGAGAAUUGAUGAAAAAGAAGAAGAAAAACAUGGAUAAUUGAAUGGUAUAUACGAUAAAAAUGCACAAAUGCACACACAUAAACUCAUUUAAAACUCAUCCGAAUAAGAAUCAAUGAAUAUUCAAAAUGUAUGAAAUAGUAAGAUUCUAAACCUGUCUUUUACAAGAUAAAAGAACUCUUAUCUUAAUGAUUCUAACAAACAAGUCAUAUGGAGGGAAAUGAAACCAUAUUUCCUUAGACAGAACUUAUUUAGGAGGUUUUAAUGGUCACAGUUUCACCUCCAUAAUCCAAUCAAUACUAAUAAUUUAUGUACCGGAGUCACACUGUUGCAGCUGAGAAGAUUGGAUUCACAUCAAUCCGGCCAUUUUAUGGUCAAAAUGGAUCUCUGGAGGAGGUUCUCGGUGGUCUCAAUUUCGGAUCAACACAAGCUAAAAUCAUGAAUCAAGGAAGCUACAGUCACCAGUCUCUCAACCAACAACUACGCCAGGUUUCUGAAACUAUGCAGCUGUUGCAACUGCAGCUGACUGAGGACACUGCUCUUCAACUUACAAAAUCCUCCAUCUUUUUCCUCUCCUUUGGCAAAGAAGAUUACAUUGAGCUAUUCCUCCACAACUCUUCCAGUUCCAACCACACGUUGCAGCGCGGAGCCGAAUAUUUUGCUACCAUUUUGGUCAACCAGAUGGCAAAUGCUGCGAGGUAUCUUUAUAAUGCUAAUGCAAGGAAAAUCACAUGUUUGGGAGUCCUGCCUUUGGGAUGCACACCUCGUAUGGUCUGGGAGUUGAAUAGUACGUCAUCAGCAGCAGAUUCUAACGAAAACGGUUGUGUGGAACAUGUCAAUGACAUGAUCUUCGAAUACAAUAGAUUGCUGGACGAACAAAUAGACAAGCUCAAUACAGAAUUUCCUGAUGCUCAGAUGGUGUUCUGUGAUGUAUACAAUGGAAUGAUGGAGAUUAUCAACGAGCCAAGGCUUUAUGGUUUUGAAGACGUGAAGAGUGCAUGUUGCGGACUUGGUAUGAAUGGUGCCAUGAUAGGGUGCAUCUCCAUGGACAUGGCCUGUGAUCAAGCUUCAACUCAUGUUUGGUGGGAUUUGUUUAACCCUACACAAGCAGUUAACAAAAUCCUAGCUGAUGCAGCCUGGUCUGGCCAACCAAUUCCUGAUCUUUGUCGCCCUAUCAGUAUCCAUGAACUAGCUAGCAUCAAAGUCUAGCAUUUCCUAUUGAUCAUGUUAUAAAAUUUACUGAAGUUUCA